This is a messenger RNA of Sipha flava (yellow sugarcane aphid), 2032 nucleotides long. RefSeq names its product protein phosphatase 1 regulatory subunit 16A (gene MYPT-75D). Gene Ontology annotation, molecular function: protein binding; phosphatase regulator activity; enzyme inhibitor activity. The record is from RefSeq and is a predicted model, not a curated record. The transcript is spliced from 7 exons. Gene Ontology annotation, cellular component: cytoplasm. The coding region runs from base 448 to 1980 and encodes 510 amino acids. NCBI's taxonomy places the organism in Eukaryota, Metazoa, Arthropoda, Insecta, Hemiptera, Aphididae.
AUCGUAACACACAAUACUGCACAGAUCUAAGAUUAUUGCCAACGACGACCAACCUGUUUACCGAUUUGUACAACCGUAGACAGCGUGUAUGGCGUGUGCGAUUUCUGAUGAUAAGAGCAAGUGAUAAUAAAAACAACGGUAUUUCUUUUCUUUCUCCGUGGGUUUAAUUUUUUUUUCUUAUCUACUAGGUUUAGUUAGUUGUAGGAAUAGAAAAAUUAUUAUCGAACACGUCAAAUUUUCCGCGUAGUGUAGAAUAUAAAAAACUUUUGUAACGUUUGUCUUCGUAUCGGCGAGGUACGAGGAACGUCACCGCGUACGGUAAUGGACAUUUCAACUAUGCAAAUGAGACAACCGGUGACGGUGAAAAGAAAUUGUGUUACUGGGCACUGACCGUCUGGUCGAUCGAAAUCGUUUCGCAGUCCGUAGUCGUUGAGUCCUUUGAACGAGAUGGAUCACAGCGAGUUGGUGUUGGAAAUGUCUCAUCUGGAGCGCAUGCCUACGGCCGAUAGGUUGGCUUUAGCUAGACGCCGCCGGGUGCAACAGUUGCGGCUGUGGGCACAAAAAGAUCGUGAACGGCGGCGAUCGUCUCCGCCGCGAAACAACAGGCACAUAUAUUUCAGCGAUAAUGUCAUGUUAUUAGAAGCAGCUUCCAGGAACGACAUAGAUGAAGUGAAAAGACUUUUGGUCAAAGGAGUCAGUCCAGAUGCUACAAAUGAAGAUGGACUUACGGCUUUGCAUCAGUGUUGUAUUGAUGAUAAUGAACAAAUGAUGAAACUCUUGGUGGAGUUUGGUGCUAAUGUGAAUGCAGAAGAUAGUGAAAAGUGGACUCCGUUACAUGCAGCAGCCACUUGUGCUCAUUUACAUCUCAUAAAAUACCUAAUUGAUAAGGGUGCUAAUUUACUUGCUGUGAAUGCUGAUGGUAACAUGCCAUACGAUAUCUGUGAAGAUGAAGCUGCAUUAGAUCUUAUUGAAAGUGAAAUGGCCAGACGGGGUGUAACUCAACAGUUGAUUGAUAAUACACGUGCCACUACAGAACAUCGAAUGCUUCAUGAACUUCAACAAGCUAUUGAUAAUAACCAAAGUUAUUUACUAGAAUCGUAUGACCAUCAAGGCGCAACACCUUUACAUAUUGCUGCUGCCAAUGGUUAUUCAAAGGUAGUUGAAUAUUUAUUAGAUAACCAUGUUGCGACUGAUGUUAAAGAUUCUGAUGAAUGGCAACCUGUUCAUGCCGCUGCUUGUUGGGGACAUUUAGAAGUACUGGAGAUCUUAGUGCAGAAUGGUGCUGAUUUAAAUGCUAAAACAAAAAAUGAUGAAACUCCUGCAGAUAUUUGUGAAGAUCCAGAUUUACGUGACCGUAUAUUACAGUUACGUAAUGAACAAGAAACCAAAAAAGAAGCUCAAAAAAGAAGAGUGCGACGCACACAGUCAAAUAAUACUAGAGCUCAAUCUGUUCGGAGAACAUCUAUUAGAGAGAAAACUCUAACAUCCAAAAAGGAUGCAGUGGAAGAAGCUAGAUUACGGAUUGAAGCUCAAAAUUUUGCAAAAAAGUUUUUAGCUAAGGAGCGUACAACUAGUGACUUUGAAGGAGAUUCAUCAUUAGAUUCAUAUUCCAUUCAUGCUCCAGUACCUAUUACUUCAGCAAUUCCUACUACAGAACGUCGAGAACCUGAAGGUGAAGACAUUAAUGAUGAAAAAUCACAAUUGGAAACUGUUGAUGUUGGUUCUGCUGCUGAAACCUGCUAUACGACAGAAAGUGAUGGUAAAAUAAAUAUUCAUGUUUCUGUUACUAUCAAUGCGGGCACAUUAGCUGAACUGAAAAAGCAGCGAGCACAAACACGUGCAGCAGCUGGUCUUCUCUCUAAUAGUGCUGAUAUGCCAUCCGAUUCUGAAGCUGCAUUUAAUAGAUUUGCUGGUGAUACUGAGGAUGUAAUUGUUGGAGAUCCAUUGAAAACCAGGAGAAAAUGUUGUAUAAUUUUUUGAGUUUUAAAUUUAUUUUUACUUUAUUGAAAAUAUUUAGGGCUGAGAAAAUUAU